Messenger RNA from Paramecium sonneborni, 933 nucleotides. The record is from the annotation of a GenBank genome assembly. Lineage: Eukaryota; Ciliophora; Oligohymenophorea; Peniculida; Parameciidae.
AUGAUAAUGACAAAUAAUAUAUUGAAUAAAGGGUAGAACUAACAGAAUCAAUAAGGGAAGUCUUUAAUAUUUCGUAUUUCUAAAAUGAAACCAUAAUGCUUUGAUAUUUCACCUUGUCGCAAAAUAAUUUGUAUUGGAUAUACAAAUAAAUGUUUAAUUUUUUGGGACUUUAUAAGUGGUUAAAAAUUAAAAUGUCAUUAACUCUCUUUUAUUCCAAUUUAAAUAUUUUACUCUGCAGAUGGUAAAUACCAAUUAAUUAGAUCAAAAUAAAAUCCUAAGAAAAUUUAUAUCUAUCAAUUAAAUAGUAUGGAAUAGGAGGAAAUAAUUUAAUCUACAUAUUUGUGUUAGAAAAUACUUUAAUUUAAUAUCUCUUAAAAUUAAGAAGCUUUAAUAUUGGGAUUAUCUCAUUUUAGCAUUAUUAAUUAUAAAAAUAAGGGGAUAUAAUAAUAAAUAAAUUGUUAAUUUGUUUCUCUAACUACUCUAAAAAAUAAAGAUCAAAUAUGUAGUGUGAAUUGUCAUGAUGAAAUUGCUGAAAUAAAUAUCAUUUUAUUUAAAACUAAUUUUAAGAUUAUAAAAAAAACUUUUUUUAAGGUGCAAAAUGGUAAUAUCAAUAUCUAAACAAGUAAAAAUAAUUCUUUUAUUGUUUCGAGUAAUAAAUCUAAAAAUCGAAUUUGGAAUGUUUAAACAAUGAAAUUGUUAAGAAAAAAAUAUUAUGGAGAAGAUCAUAUAGGAGAACUUUUAAUUAAUUCAAUUUCAAAUUUAGUUUAUUUCCAUCUAAGUUCCUUUGGAAUUGUAGUAUGGAAUAUCAGUACUGGUAGACAUAGAGUGGUAAUAGAAGAUUAAAAAAAUAGACUCUCUUGUCUUCAAGUAAUAUCAAACUGCUAAUUAAUAUAUAAAAGUAAUUGGCAUGUUCAUUCUACAAUUUGUUUUUGA